Molecule: messenger RNA, 5142 nt
Organism: Emys orbicularis (European pond turtle)
Lineage: Eukaryota; Metazoa; Chordata; Testudines; Emydidae
Gene: SIPA1L2
Product: signal induced proliferation associated 1 like 2
Exons: 21
Coding region: 1-5142 (1713 amino acids)
Biological process (GO): regulation of small GTPase mediated signal transduction; activation of GTPase activity
Cellular component (GO): cytoplasm
Molecular function (GO): GTPase activator activity; protein binding
Source: RefSeq, a predicted model, not a curated record
AUGAGCGAUCAAAGGUCUUCACAAGAAGAUAAGCACAAACCCAGCCGAACGUCCUCAAAGUUCAAGGAAUCUUCAAAAAGUAUGCAGUCCGAUGACUACUUUGCUAGAAAAUUUAAAGCUUUAAAUGGUAACGUGGGUCCUCCUGCUUCUUUAAAUACAUCUAGCAAAAAUGAAAGUAAUCAAACUAAUGGUACACCAGCUAUGCCUAAAAUGGGUGUCCGAGCGAGGGUAUCUGAAUGGCCUCCUAAAAAGGAUUGCUCUAAGGAACUAAGUAAAGCAGUAUGGGAAAGUAGACCUCAAACCAGUUAUGAGAGUGUUGGAUCAGUAAUUCCAAAUGGACAAAAUGACCAAAGUGAUGGGCAACAAGAACAGCAGUUGGAUUUGGAAUUUGAAGAGACCAAAUAUACAAUAGGAGAUCUCUUUGUCCAUUCGCCCCAGAGGGGACUUCAUCCCAUAAGACAAAGAAGCAACAGUGAUGUCACCAUUAGUGACAUUGAUGCUGAAGAUGUGUUGGACCAGAAUGCUGUUAACCCAAAUACGGGAGCAGCUCUUCAUAGAGAAUAUGGAAGUACUUCUUCAAUUGACAGACAAGGUUUAUCUGGUGAGAAUUUUUUUGCAAUGCUCAGAGGAUAUCGAGUGGAAAACUUUGAACAUAAAACUCUUGCUCCAUUUGGAUUUCCCGAGUUUUUCCGCUGUGACCCUACAAUUUCUCCAAGUCUUCAUGCUGCCACACAGAUUUCCAGGGGAGAAUUUGUCAGGAUUUCUGGAUUGGAUUAUAUGGAUAGUGCCCUGCUUAUUGGUAGAGACAGGGACAAAUCUUUCAAAUGGAGACUAAAAUCAGAAGCAGUAGAAACAUCUCUGUUUAGAAAACUGAGAACUGUUAAAAGUGAGCAUGAAACUUUCAAAUUUUCCUCAGAACUGGAUGAUGGUAGAUUUGAGAGAAACAUUCGUCCUUGGAACUGUCAAAAAUGUUUUGCACAUUAUGAUGUUCAGAGCAUUUUAUUUAACAUAAAUGAAGCAAUGGCUACCAGGGUUAAUGUGGGAAAAAGAAAAAAUAUAACCACUGGGGCUUCAGCCGCAUCGCAAACUCAAAUGACAGCAGGCCAGACUGGAAACUGUGAAUCUCCUUUGGGAAGUAAAGAGGACCUCAAUUCAAAAGAAAACCUAGAUGCUGAUGAGGGUGAUGGGAAAAGCAAUGACCUAAUCCUGAGUUGCCCUUACUUCAGGAAUGAAACUGGUGGAGAAGGAGAUAGGAGGAUUGCACUUUCCAGGGCAAACUCUGCAUCUUUUGCUUCAGGUGAAAGUUGUUCCUUUGAAUCCUCUCUAAGUUCCCACUGCACGAAUGCUGGUGUUUCUGUACUGGAGGUGCCAAGAGAGAAUCAGUCAAUUCACCGGGAGAAAGUUAAGCGUUAUAUUAUAGAACACAUUGAUCUUGGAGCAUAUUAUUACCGAAAGUUCUUCUAUGGAAAAGAGCAUCAGAACUACUUUGGAAUUGAUGAAAAUCUAGGUCCUGUUGCAGUCAGCAUCAGGAGAGAGAAGGUUGAAGAUGCUAAGGAGAGAGAAGGAUCUCAAUUCAACUAUCGUAUAGCUUUCAGGACAAGUGAGCUUACUACAUUGAGAGGAGCAAUAUUAGAAGAUGCCAUACCAUCUACUGCGAGACAUGGCACAGCACGAGGCCUGCCUCUCAAAGAGGUACUGGAAUAUGUAAUACCAGAGCUGAGCAUUCAGUGCCUGAGGCAGGCUUCCAGCUCACCCAAAGUCUCUGAACAGCUGCUUAAACUGGAUGAACAAGGGCUGAGUUUUCAGCACAAGAUUGGGGUCCUUUAUUGCAAAGCGGGCCAAAGCACAGAGGAAGAGAUGUAUAACAAUGAGACAGCAGGGCCGGCUUUUGAAGAGUUCCUUGAUCUUCUGGGCCAGAGAGUACGGCUAAAAGGGUUUAGUAAAUACAGAGCUCAGCUAGACAAUAAAACUGAUUCAACAGGAACUCAUUCCCUCUAUACCACCUAUAAAGAUUAUGAAUUAAUGUUUCAUGUAUCAACUAUGCUGCCAUACAUGCCCAGUAAUAGGCAACAGCUUCUAAGGAAAAGGCACAUAGGAAAUGAUAUUGUUACCAUUGUCUUCCAAGAACCUGGAGCACUUCCUUUUACUCCAAAAAAUAUCCGAUCUCAUUUUCAACAUGUGUUUGUCAUAGUCAAAGUGCAUAAUCCUUGCACUGAAAAUGUGUGCUAUAGUGUUGGAGUUUCAAGAUCAAAAGAUGUACCUCCGUUUGGUCCACCAAUCCCCAAAGGAGUAACUUUCCCAAAAUCUGCAGUCUUCAGGGACUUCCUUUUAGCCAAAGUUAUUAAUGCUGAAAAUGCAGCACACAAGUCAGAAAAAUUCCGAGCCAUGGCCACCAGGACACGACAAGAAUACUUGAAAGAUCUGGCAGAAAAUUUUGUUACUACAGCUACAGUGGAUACUUCAGUGAAGUUCAGUUUUAUUACUCUAGGUGCAAAGAAAAAGGAGAAAGUGAAACCAAGAAAGGAUGCUCAUUUAUUUAGUGUUGGAGCAAUUAUGUGGAAUGUGAUAGCACGGGACUUUGGCCAGUCUGCAGAUAUUGAAUGUCUCCUUGGAAUUUCCAAUGAAUUUAUCAUGUUGAUUGAAAAGGAGUCCAAAAAUGUUGUGUUUAACUGCUCCUGCAGAGAUGUUAUUGGAUGGACAUCAGGAUUAAUGAGUAUCAAAAUCUUUUAUGAAAGAGGAGAAUGCAUUCUUCUGUCUGCAAUUGAUAAUUGUUCUGAUGACAUCAGAGAAGUUGUUCAAAGACUAGAGAUAGUCACCAGAGGAUGUGAAACAACGGAAAUGACCCUACGGAGGAAUGGGUUGGGCCAGCUUGGAUUCCACGUUAACUUCGAAGGAAUAGUAGCAGAUGUGGAGCCAUUUGGUUUUGCAUGGAAGGCAGGCCUAAGGCAAGGGAGCCGUCUAGUUGAGAUCUGUAAAGUGGCUGUGGCAACCUUGACUCAUGAACAAAUGAUUGACCUUUUACGCACAUCGGUGACAGUAAAGGUGGUGAUUAUUCAGCCACAUGAGGAUGGAUCACCUAGAAGGGGUUGUUCAGAACUAUGCCGAAUCCCCAUGGUGGAAUAUAAACUCGACAGCGAAGGCACCCCAUGUGAGUAUAAAACUCCUUUCAGAAGGAAUACUACUUGGCAUCGGGUGCCGACUCCUGCUGGGCAGCCUCUUUCUCGUGCAUCUCCAAUCCUAGGAACAUCUGACAGACUGCAAUGCCAGCAGCUUCUUCAGCAGGCUCAGACAGCCAUUCCUCGCAGCACUUCCUUUGAUAGAAAGCUGCCAGAUGGUGCAAGAAGUUCACCGAGCAACCAGUCCUCCUCCAGUGACCCAGGACCCAGCGGGAGUAGCCAGUGGAGACAGCAAGUGGGAUAUGACGGGUGCCAAUCCCCUUUACUUCAUGAACACCAAGGUUCAGGUCCACUGGAGUGUGAAGGAGGCAGAGAACGAGAGGAAACUUUGGAAGGAACCAGAUAUGCUGAAACGAAGUGGCAUGCACCAUCCACCAAAGUCUUGAGUUCCUACAAAGACCGGGCUUUACCAAAAGAAGGUAAUGGCAAGGAUUCGCCAAGCAAACUUUCUCAUAUUGGAGACAAAAACUGUUCCAGUCACUCCAGCAGCAAUACCCUGUCCAGUAAUACAUCGAGCAAUAGUGAUGAAAAGCACUUUGGCUCCGGAGACCUGAUGGACCCUGAAUUGCUUGGAUUAACAUAUAUUAAAGGGGCUUCUACCGACAGUGGAAUUGAUACAGCUCCUUGUAUGCCUGCUCCUCUUAUGGCCCCUUUACACCUUGCUGGCAGCAGGUCUGGGGUACAUAGUCGGGCUGAGCAGUGGACUGAAUCUUCUGAAACUCCUGGGCAAGAUGAUGAACAAGCUAAAAUUUAUGCUGUACAUAGCUAUGCUUCUGCCAUUUCUAGCAGUCAUACAGCUGAAGGUAGCAUGGGAGACCUCAGUGAAAUAUCCUCUCAUUCUAGUGGGUCUCACCAUUCAGGAAGCCCAUCAGCACAUUGUUCUAAAAACAGUGGCUCUCUAGAUACCUCCAAAGUCUACAUAGUGUCACAGAAUAGUGGUCAACAGAUCUCUGGGUCUGUAUCAAAAUCACACCACAGACAAGGAGCAGUGAGCAAAUACGUCAUUGGUUGGAAAAAGUCAGAAGGCAGCCCUACACCUGAAGAAUCUGAAGAACUGUAUGGUGAGGAUGAUACUAUGUCUGCAUCAAGUCAGCUUCAGACUUCUGUGAGGAGUGCAGUUACUGAAAGCCAGCAAGUCUUGUCCAAAGAAGAUUUUCUGAAGCUGAUGCUGCCAGAUAGUCUCACUAUGGAGGAGGGUAGAAGAAAGUUUUCAUUUUAUGGAAACCUAUCUCCAAGGAGGACGCUUUAUCGCACCCUUUCUGAUGAGAGCAUAUGUAGUAAUCGGAGAGGAUCUUCAUAUGCUAGCUCACGGAGUUCAAUGCUUGAUCAAGCCUUGCCAAACGAUAUUUUGUUCAGCACCACCCCACCAUAUCACAGCACUCUGCCUCCCAGAAUGAGUCUGGCUCUUGGAAUGGGAAAUCUAAGAAAUGAAUUCUGGUUCUCAGAUGGCUCCCUAUCUGAUAGAGCCAAAUUCAACGAUCCUGGCCUGAUGCCCCUUCCAGACACUGCCGCAGAACUAGACUGGUCCAACCUGGUGGAUGCUGCACGAGCGUUUGAAGGUUUUGACUCUGAUGAAGAUCUUGGGCCGGUCUGUCAUCAUACAUCGUUUCUAGAUCAGAGAGUGGCAUCUUUUUGCACCCUGAAUGAUAUGCAGCAAGCUCCAGGUUUGGAGGGUACUCAAGAGUUACCUUUGGAUGAAGAGCCAACAAAUGGAAAAGAUUUCAUUGAUGCUACUGGGGAGCACACUCCAUCUACUCUGACUGGAAAAGUAAACCAGCUGGAAGUGAUCCUCCGGCAACUACAAACUGACCUCCGGAAGGAAAAACAAGACAAAGCUGUUCUCCAAGCUGAGGUCCAGCAUUUGAGACAAGAUAACAUGAGACUUCAGGAGGAGUCUCAAACAGCAGCCGCUCAACUAAGAAAAUUCACAGAAUGGUUUUUCAAUACCAUAGACAAGAAAUCCUAA